AUGCCCUCUCCUCAGUUGGUGGAUGAUCUUCCUGGAGAUAGCUGGCAGACGCUGGCUGCUAUCUCCGUGCCACUGCAUACUCAGGACCCGGGACAGCUCCAUGAGCUUCCCCUGAACACACUUUCCGGCCCCUCUUUGGCGCCGCCUUGGCUGGAUGACGCGCACGUCCCCAUGCUGCUUGCCCAGCCCAAUAUCGCCUCAAUACUGCCACUGCUGCGGCUUUCCAGCCGCCUCACACGGAAGGUGGUGCCCUACUCUCUGGCAGCCGGGUUCCACCACCUCCUUCAGGUGGACGUAGCUGCAGUUGCAAUCUGUGAAGACCACCACCACCACCACCACCACCACCACCACCACCACCACCACCCUCAUCCAGAAGCUAAGCUAUUUCUGAAUCAAAUGUACCUGUAA
Schistocerca gregaria is the source of this 408-nucleotide messenger RNA. RefSeq lists its product as uncharacterized. The record is from RefSeq and is a predicted model, not a curated record. The coding region runs from base 1 to 408 and encodes 135 amino acids. The transcript has 2 exons. NCBI's taxonomy places the organism in Eukaryota, Metazoa, Arthropoda, Insecta, Orthoptera, Acrididae.